CGAGCUCUUAGGUAAGCUCGGGUGGCUGGGCGGUUACUGCGAGCUGUUCCCGGUCCUGUACCCGGGUCUGCCCAAACCCGCACUUCGGUCGGUCUGUCUACCGCCCUCUUCAUGGGUCUGGAGCUCUACCUGGACCUGCUGUCCCAGCCCUGCCGCGCAGUCUACAUCUUCGCCAAGAAGAACGGCAUCCCCUUUGAGCUGCGCACCGUGGAGCUGCUCAAAGGUCAGCACCUCAGUGAUGCCUUUGCACAGGUGAACCCCCUAAGGAAGGUGCCAGCCUUGAAGGAUGGGGACUUCACCUUGGCUGAGAGUGUGGCCAUCUUGCUGUAUCUCAGCCGAAAGUAUGAGGCCCCCGACCACUGGUACCCCCAGGACCUGCAGGCCCGUGCCCACGUGGAUGAAUACUUGGCAUGGCAGCACACGGCUCUGCGGAGUGCCUGCACCCGGGCCAUGUGGCAGAAGAUGAUGCUACCUGUGUUCCUGGGUCAACCGGUGCCCCCCGAGACAUUGGCAUGUACUCUGGCUGAGCUGGACAAGUGCCUACAGCUGCUUGAAGACAAGUUCCUAAAGGAUAAAGAUUUCCUUGCUGGGCCCCGCAUCUCGGUGGCUGACUUGGUGGCCAUCACAGAGCUGAUGCAUCCCGUCAGUGCUGGCUGUCCUGUCUUCGAAAGCCGACCCAAGCUGGCUGCCUGGCGCCAGCGUGUGGAGGCCGCGGUGGGGGAGGACCUCUUCUGGGAGGCCCACAACGCUAUCAUGAAGGCCAAGGACCUGCCUCCAGCAGACACUGCCGUGAAAGAGAAGCUGAAGCCUUUGGUGCAGGUUUUCUUGCACUGAGUAGGAGCGAGCCUUGCCGCCAAUGAUGGAGACUGUCAAAAUAAAGAGACAGGGCUACUUCUCUCCUUGGCCAUGAGCAAGAUACCCUGCACAGUCUCUGGUCCCCAGGUCCUUCCAUACAUCAGGCCUGCGUUCCUUCUUUUGUUUAUUGCCUUAUUUCACUUUUGCAGCUUCCACUCUAACUUUUUGUGUGAUUUCUGGAAAGAGUUUUAGUAAAUACACAUUUGACCGUCCUUCCUGUGUUUGAAACUUUCCUUGGAGCCUCACUGCCCUGAGGCUACGUAUAGUACGGGUCCGGUCAUUGAACUUUGCCUCCAGGCUCUGCUCCCAACCCCCAGGCUUCUCCCUUCUGGUUGCACACAGUAACCCAUCAUUUUCCAGCCUUUCUUACAACUCCUGCCUCAGCUUCCUGGCCUUGGCUCAUGCUGAUUCCUUUGCUAACGGAACUGCUCCUCACCUUUGUCUUGUACCCCCCAUCCCAACCUUUGGGCAUUUGUCACCAUGUCACUUUUCCAGGGAGUUGUCCUUGAUCUCUCCAGCCCCAGGCUGGGUCAGGUGACCUCUCUGGGCUCUUCAGCCCUAGUGCUUGCUUCCUUCUCUCCUGGCAGGAAAUUGGUUCCAUGUCCUGUGGGCUGAGCAUGUGUCAUGGAUGGAUGUUUACCUCGUGAAGAGAUGUCUGAGUCAGGGAAGCCCUCUCUCCUGGCUUUCUGGGUCUCCCACAGUGGAGUACAGGCUAGUGCAUGAACCUCCUUGCAGGGAGGGAAGUCCCAGCUUGUUUCCUGGUCCUCCAGGAGCUGCUGAGAGGCGUUGCUCUCCCAAGCGUACUUGUAACUCUGACCACAGUCUUAUCCAUGCCCCACUGUGGGUUCCAGACUUGCCACCUGACUUUGCCCUUUCCCCUCAAGACCGUGACAACCUACUUGCCUUGUGUUCCAGAGCCUUUGAUCAUCCUGUAAACUGCUAAUGGCUCAGGGUCAUGGACAGACAGCCGCUCGUGGAAAGUCAGCUUACCUGCUUUCCCAUUGAGGCCCCUUUAAUAUGCGCACAUAUAGAAUUUUAGAUGUGUAAUUGAAAUUAUUCAUAUACACCCACAGGGUUUCAAUUAUAUUUUCAUUUACACUUCCAAUAACUUCAAAACACUGGUGGUAAUAGCAUGGUUAUCCACAACAACAGAUUUCCAUAUUUUAAACAGCUUUUGUGAA
Messenger RNA from Pteronotus mesoamericanus, 2036 nucleotides. Its product is annotated as glutathione S-transferase theta-3-like. Bases 112 to 834 code for a protein of 240 amino acids. Gene Ontology annotation, biological process: glutathione metabolic process. Gene Ontology annotation, cellular component: cytoplasm. NCBI's taxonomy places the organism in Eukaryota, Metazoa, Chordata, Mammalia, Chiroptera, Mormoopidae. The record is from RefSeq and is a predicted model, not a curated record. Gene Ontology annotation, molecular function: glutathione transferase activity. The transcript has 5 exons.